UCUGGAGCGGAUGUGCACGGCUUUGCCUGGCUGUCACCAUCUCUCGUCUCUCUCCACAACUAGAUAAUUCGUCUUUGAGUUCAAUGAGUGGAGACAUGAACUGAUACAGACAGCGAAGCCUCUUUUUUUUUUUCCUCCCACCUUUCAUCGUACAACAUAUUUUCAGCUUUGCAGCUUUUCAUCAAGACGAAUAAUGCAACGAUGAGUCAACCUCCGCUGAAUGAGUUCAUUCCCCCUCCGGAGUGCCCCGUUUUUGAGCCCAGCUGGGAGGAAUUCGCCGACCCUUUUGCGUACAUCAACAAAAUACGACCCAUUGCAGAGAAAACUGGCAUCUGUAAGAUCCGACCACCGCCGGACUGGCAGCCACCAUUUGCUUGUGAUGUCGACCGACUGAAAUUCACACCACGGAUUCAAAGACUUAAUGAGUUGGAGGCUCAGACCAGAGUUAAACUCAACUUCCUGGAUCAAAUAGCAAAAUUCUGGGAGCUUCAAGGAUGCACUCUGAAAAUCCCUCACGUGGAAAGAAAGAUUUUGGAUCUUUACCAGCUGAAUAAGCUGGUGAAUGAAGAAGGCGGCUUCGAUGCAGUCUGCAAGGACCGGCGCUGGACUAAGAUAUCAGUCAAGAUGGGCUUUGCUCCAGGCAAGGCUAUUGGCUCUCAUCUGCGGACACACUAUGAGAGAAUCCUCUACCCAUAUAACGUGUUCCAGACUGGAGACCAUCUGCCUAGAGCCACCUUGACCAAUGACACUAAAGAUAAGGAGUACACCCCGCAUGACCUGCCUCAGCGACAGUCCGUCCAGCCACAGGAGACGUGCAGUAUCGCUCGCCGAGCCAAACGAAUGAGAUCUGAAAGAGGCUGUGUUAAAACCGAAGUUUGCGAGAAUCGUCCUAAUCUCAGGAGGAGGAUGGGAACGUGUUCUGCCAAACCACAACCAGUGAGGAUGGCCGUCACUGAGAUCAAGCAGGAGCCCGUUGAACCCAUCGAGUACAAGGAUCCGACAGUUUAUGAAAAAAACAGAUUAAAUAAUCUAAUCAAACCUCCCGAGAGUAAAGUGGACCAGUACAUGUGCCUGGUAUGUGGCAGUGGGACUGCUGAGGACCGCCUGUUGUUGUGUGACGGCUGCGACGACAGCUAUCACAUCUUCUGUCUAAUCCCUCCCCUCCACGACGUUCCCAAAGGCGACUGGAGAUGUCCCAAGUGCCUGGCUCAGGAAUGUGGCAAACCUGCCGUCGCUUUUGGCUUCGAGCAGGCCGGUAGAAGCUACACCCUCCAAUCUUUUGGAGACAUGGCCGACUCCUUCAAGUCUGAUUAUUUCAACAUGCCGGUUCAUAUGGUUCCCACUGAGCUUGUGGAGAAGGAGUUCUGGCGCCUGGUCAGCACCAUCGAGGAGGAUGUCACUGUCGAGUACGGAGCAGACAUCGCCUCCAAGGAGUUUGGGAGUGGUUUCCCUGUGAGGAACAGCCAUUUCCAAGUCUCUCCGGAGGAUGAGCAUUACCUGAGCAGCGGCUGGAACCUGAACAACAUGCCGGUGCUGGAUGCCUCGGUUCUGACUCACGUUACAGCCGAGAUCUGCGGGAUGAAGUUACCCUGGCUAUAUGUGGGCAUGUGCUUCUCCUCCUUCUGCUGGCAUAUUGAAGACCACUGGAGCUACUCCAUUAACUAUCUCCACUGGGGCGAGCCGAAGACGUGGUACGGGGCCCCUGGUUACGCUGCAGAGCACCUCGAGUCAGUUAUGAAGAAUCUGGCACCUGAGCUGUUCGAGUCCCAGCCAGACCUCCUUCACCAGCUGGUCACCAUCAUGAAUCCCAACACGCUGAUGAACAACGGUGUCCCGAUCUAUCGCACCAACCAAUGUGCAGGCGAGUUUGUCAUCACCUUUCCCAGAGCGUACCACAGUGGAUUUAACCAAGGCUUCAACUUCGCUGAGGCUGUCAACUUUUGCACCAUGGACUGGAUGCCCAUCGGCCGUAACUGCGUGUCACACUAUCGCGAGCUGAGCAGGUACUGCGUCUUCUCCCAUGACGAGAUGGUUUGCAACAUGGCGCUUAAAGCCGAAACAAUGAGCGUCGACCUGGCGUCAGAGGUGCAGAAGGACAUGACCAUCAUGGUGCGUGAGGAAGAAAAGCUAAGACACAAGAUUAACAAGAUGGGCGUGGUUCGGUCUCAACAAGUCGAUUAUGAGGCACUCCCAGACGAGGAGCAGCAGUGCUGCAAGUGUCGCACCACCUGUUAUCUGUCUGGCAUCACCUGCGCCUGCAGCCCGGGCAAGAUAGUUUGUCUGCACCACGCCCAGAACCUCUGUUCCUGUCCUCAUAGCAACCUGACACUCCGUUACAAGUUUACACUGGAUGAGUUGCAUCCCAUGUUGGCAGCAGUGACGCUGCGUGCAGAGUCGUAUAAAGACUGGCUCAGUGAUGUGCAGGACAUCCUGGAGAACAGAGGAAUCAAGAAAAAAGGUUUGGAAGAACUUCACGGUCUGGUGGAGCAGGCAGAAACCAAGGCGUUCCCACAAACAAGCCUUCUGGAUCAGUUGCGCGUAGUCACCGCCGAGGCUGAUAAAGUCGCUGCGAUGGCACAACAGCUACUCAACGGAAAGAGGCAGACGAGGUAUCGUUCUGGAGGAGGAAAGUCUCAAAACCAGAACGAGUUAACCGCGGAGGAGCUGAGGUCUUUUGUCCGACAGUUCGACAACUUGCCGUGCAGCAUCCGACAGGCUCCUUUACUAAAGGACCUGUUGACCCGGGUGGAUGAUUUCCAGCAGCGGAGUGAACGUCUGCUCUCCGAUGAGUCACCCAGCCCACAGGAGCUGCAGGACCUGCUGGACGUGAGCCUGGGCCUGGACGUGGAGCUGCCUCAGCUGCCUCUGCUGAGGGAGAGGCUGGAGCAGGCCCGCUGGCUGGAGGCCGUGCAGCAAGCCAGCAGCAGGCCAGAAAGCCUCUGUCUGGACACCAUGAGGAGGCUGAUAGACCAGGGCGUGGGCUUGGUCCCUCACAGCUCUGUGGAGAGAGCCAUGGCUCGUCUGCAGGAGCUGCUGACCGUGUCGGAGCAGUGGGAGGAGCGUGUGCUCAGCCUCAUGGAAGCAAGACCCUAUCACUGCAUGGAAACACUUGACGCUGCUCUACAAGAAGUAGAAAACAUCCCUGCCUAUCUGCCCAACUGUCUGCAGCUGAAGGACGUCAUCACCAAAGCCAAGAAAUGGCUUCAUGAAGCCGAAGCACUCCAGCUCGGGGGACGUAUUCCUGUGCUGGACAGCCUCUCUGAGCUGGUUCUCAGAGCAGAGGGCAUCCCAGUGACGCUUGACCCUCUGAGUCGCCUGGAGGCCCUCGUCAGUGACGUUCAGACGUGGAAGGAGAGCGCAGCAAAGACAUUCCUACUGAAGAACUCCCCUUUCUCUCUCCUCGAGGUGCUUUGCCCGAGAUGUGACGUAGGGAGCGGGCAUCAGAAGUCGAGAUAUAAAAAAGCAAAAGAAACGGCACAGAUCAGUAAAAAGUCUUCGACAAAACUGGAGUCUCUGUCUGACGUGGAGAGAGCGCUGUCUGAGAGCAAGGACUCUGCCUCUGCUAUGGCCACUCUUUCUGAAGUUCGCCACAGAGAGAUGGAGAUCUUGUUGGCUCUGCGCGCUUCGAACGAGUCCAAGCUUCUUCCUGCUGAAAACUGUUGUGCACUUAGUGUUUGCGUUUGCCAAAACGCCCCUUCGGGCGCCAUGGUGCAGUGUGAGCUCUGUCGGGAAGUGUUCCACUCCGGCUGUGUCACGACGAACGCAGACCUCGAUUACGGCCAAGCCUGGCUUUGCCCGUUUUGCCAGCGGUCAAGGAAACCCCCACUGGACAAAGUCCUGCCCCUGUUGGCUUCGCUGCAGAGGAUUCGGGUCCGGCUACCAGAAGGGGACGCCCUACGCUUCCUCAUUGAGAGGACGGUGCGAUGGCAGCACAGAGUCCAGCAGGCCUGCACAGAAGGAGUGCUGGAGAAAGUGUCAAAGAUGGGGAGAACUGGACCGGGAGUAUCUUCACAUCUGACUCAGGAAAUAAAUGGCUCGCUAUUUCAUAUAGAGCACCAGUCUGUUCCACUUCAGGGUCUCGGUCCUGAGCUGGAGGAGCUGAUGGUGGAGGGAUUUCUGCUGCAGGUCACUCUGCCUGAAACCGAGCAGCUGUACAGAUACCUGCUGUACAAGCUGGCCCCCCUGCCCCCACACAGCAGCCCCUGUGAGAACAACACAGAACAGGACCAACCAUCUCCGAGGGGGAGCCCCCACCACAACACGAACCGAGAUUCCAGUCUGAAAAAGGAGGCGGUGAACGGUCAGAGCAAAAGGACCAAGCGGCGUAAGGAGAGCUCGGACUCUCAGCACAGCGAGAAGGCCAAGAAGUGCUGCAAAAAGAAGUCUAAGAAAAGCAAAGAGAGGAGUGAGGAAACAAAGAAGGCCUCUCCCACACACACAGUGUCUGACCCUUCCCCUUCAGACUCGGAGGAGGACUACUCGCUGUGUGCUGCACCGUGGUGCAGAGAGCCAGAGGGUGACGAGGUAAACUGGGUCCAGUGUGACGGCACCUGCAAUCAGUGGUUCCACCAGGUCUGUGUAGGACUGUCUGCUGAGCGAGCAGAGAAGGAGGAGUACAUUUGCAUAAGCUGCACACAGCCGGACUACAGCAGAGCAGAAUAAAGACCAAAAAAAAAAAAAAAGUGACUUUUGAAGGAUCAGCAGUUUUGUUGCAAGCCCCAGCACUUAAAAGUGCACACCUGAACUCUGUGUGCUCCUGUGGCUUCUCCCUCCCUUUACCUUUUCUGGCUUGCCCUUAGUGAACAUGGUGCUAUUCACUGUUUUUUCCCAGAGUCACAAACAAAAAGACUUCUGUCACUGUUUUUCUCGUCACGUGGCUGUUUUUUUUUGUUUUUUUGUUUUUCAGCCAAUCCAACUUAAUCCUUUCUGAAACUUUCCAAGACUUUAUGCAGGUGUACAAAAAUGGCAAACCGUUUCAAAAACCAACAGCGCAGGGAUUUUUCAACCAAAAAAUAAAAUUAAAAAAAGUCAAUUUGACAUCACAUUUUAGAACUGCUUUUUUUUUCUUUCUUUUUUUUACAUGCAUCUGAACAAUGUGAAACUUUAUCUUUUCUCUUGUAGAGUAAAUAUUAUUUAUCUAAGCAAUAACUGAACCGAUUAAUUGAGGUUCGGUUUUCACCUGAGCUAUAUUUGUGCUUAGAAAUUCUUUGAUAGAAUGCCUUCUCGAAGCAAAAACCCUGAUUCAAUUCACUUUAUGAGUCCUAUGAUAUUACACAGUUCAGUUAAGAUUUGUGAACGGAAAUCACUUGAAUCCGAAACACCAGAGAGAGAUUGACUGUACGACGUCUGAUAUGAAAUGUGCAAAAGUUUUUGCACCUGAAUAUUUUGCCCACAUCCCUCAACAAAUCAAACUUUGAUAUAAAAGUGUGGUUCCCUUUUUUGCGCUGUUUGUCUUGUCUGUGGAGGAAGAGGGGGAAACAACGCGUCCCGGAUCUGUUGUUACUGGCGUUAGGUGAGACUUGAUCAUGUUCACAAAAUAUGAAUGAACUGUCCGACAUCAAAGGAAUGUACAUUUUGUUUGAGGGUGGAGUUUCCCUUUUACGGUUUAGGAUGAAAAUAUUGUGUUGGACUUAGAUUUAACACAGACUGUGUGAUUUAUUUGCCACGGGUAUAUGACCUUUUUCUGCUCCUUUGGGUAAAUAAUAUAAUUCAUAUGUUGCAGUUUGCAUUAUAAAAUAAAAAAAAAAUGUUUGUUCCCA
Molecule: messenger RNA, 5759 nt
Organism: Larimichthys crocea (large yellow croaker)
Lineage: Eukaryota; Metazoa; Chordata; Actinopteri; Sciaenidae
Gene: kdm5ba
Product: lysine demethylase 5Ba
Exons: 27
Coding region: 202-4662 (1486 amino acids)
Biological process (GO): regulation of DNA-templated transcription; chromatin remodeling
Cellular component (GO): nucleus; chromatin
Molecular function (GO): DNA binding; histone H3K4me/H3K4me2/H3K4me3 demethylase activity
Source: RefSeq, a predicted model, not a curated record